AAAAUUCAAAAUUUAAAAAAAUUUCCGGUUUAUCAAACGCGGAAUUAAUUUUGGUGCCGUUAAACCCGUCUCGCGGUGGAAACAUAUUUCCUGGAUUAAUUUUUUGCCCGUUAGGGCUCGCGUCUUCCUCCUACCGCAGCCUCUCGAGUCUUCCUCCUGCCGCAGCCUCUCGCAUCUUCCUUCUGCCGUUGCCUCAUCCGCUGCCUCUCACGUCUUGCUCCUGCCGCUGCUUCAUCCUACUGCUGCGUUGCUGCUGCUUCAUUCCCCUGGUUCAAUCCCCUGGGGGUGACACUCAGGGGAAGACUCUGUCAAUCUCCAUCAGCAAUUGGUGUUCAGUGUGAGUGAGAUGGCUAUACACAGAAAAUGCCAUGUACUAGUGCCCCACAGCCAAAAAUUUCUGGCUCCGCCACUGGGAACAAAUAUAGGUUGAGUGUGUUGUUCCAUUUUCUUCAUUGGGUUUUUGAAAAAAUGAGUGGCUGUUUUGCAAAAUGCAAAUAAAGGUUAGGAGCCGCUAUCAGAAAAUUUGCAGAGGAUUAAUUAUGUAGCACCUUCUAGAAUACUAGAACCGUGAGGGCACGGUGAAAUCCCAAGUCCUAACUAUGAAGUCCUGAAUUGUUGGUUACAACGGACGGUUGGAGAUGGGCGUGGAGUAAAUUGGAGAUUACUGAAAAUAGGAGACGGACAGACGGUAUCCCUGCCAGCUUCUUCCCGGCGCUACGUUUUGGUCGUCCGCCUUCAUCUCCGCCUCCCUCUGGCAGCCACUUUGCUCCAAUCUGUUCAUGGUAGUACCUGUCCGAAGCAAUGUCAAUUCUGGAUUCGUGCAAACAAGUUCUCAAGAUCCAGAAAUUCCGGAGGCUUGUCUCAUAUAGUGUAUUCUACUGCUUCGUGGCCACUCUAAGCUAUGCUUACACAAGUAACACUACAAGGGCAGGAAUUUCCAGAGGAGAUCAAUUCUAUGCUUCUUUUCCUGCUGGAACAGAACUGUUGACUGACACUGCAAAGCUGUACAAAGCUGCUCUCGGCUACGUGUUUGAAGAGGAGGAAUGGGGUCCCAUAGAGUUCUCUGUCAUGGCGAAACAUUUUGAUCGACAAGGGAAGUCACCAUAUGCAUAUCAUGCUCAAUACUUGGCGCAUCUUCUUUCUCAUGGACAACUUGAUGGAAGCGGUUCAUAAUGCUCUUGAUAACACACAAGUUGAAUUCAAUGCUGCAGACUGUUGCCGCUUUCUUGUACUAUUUACAGUUGCAAAAGUUAUAAAGAGUUGCUAGUGAGAAACUAUUGUCCUUCUGAGACAAUUAUAUGCAGCAGUUCAGGAUGUAGCUGGUAGUGGUUUUCUGUAAACUAUGCUUACUGAUAAAUUAGGAGAAGAUUAUACUUUGAUUAA
Nymphaea colorata (pocket water lily) is the source of this 1383-nucleotide messenger RNA. RefSeq lists its product as uncharacterized. The coding region runs from base 802 to 1173 and encodes 123 amino acids. The transcript has 6 exons. NCBI's taxonomy places the organism in Eukaryota, Viridiplantae, Streptophyta, Magnoliopsida, Nymphaeales, Nymphaeaceae. The record is from RefSeq and is a predicted model, not a curated record.